Messenger RNA from Parasteatoda tepidariorum (common house spider), 14980 nucleotides. The record is from RefSeq and is a predicted model, not a curated record. NCBI's taxonomy places the organism in Eukaryota, Metazoa, Arthropoda, Arachnida, Araneae, Theridiidae.
UCUUGUGAGCAAUGGGGAAUUUGUAGCCAGAAUUGUUUGCAAUUGAAACACACCCAUAAAUGUUUUUGUGAGCCUGGUUACCAGUUGGAAUAUGAUCAUUUCACUUGCAAAAGCACUGCGUCAGCUGAACCUUAUAUCAUAUUUUCAAAUCGCCAUGAAUUGAGAAGUGUUGAUUUGAAAUCCAUGGCUGUAAAAGCUUUAAUAUCUGGUUUACAGAAUACAGUAGCAGUAGAUUUUUAUCAUUCAUCCAAAGGAGAUCUAAUAUUUUGGACUGAUGUUGUUGAAGAUAAAAUUUAUAGAGGCUAUGUUAUAUCGGGGUCUCUUACCAAUAUUGAAGUAGUGGUUCAAACUGGUCUUGCAACUGCUGAAGGUUUGGCAGUGGAUUGGAUUGGUGAAAACUUGUACUGGGUUGAAAGCAAUUUAGAUCAGAUUGAAGUUGCUAAACUUACUGGUGAACAUAGGCGUACACUUAUAGCUAGUAACAUGGAAAACCCAAGAGCUAUUGCUUUAGACCCGAGAUUUGGAAUGCUAUUUUGGACUGAUUGGGAUACAUCUGCUCCCCGUAUUGAACGUGCUUCGAUGAGUGGUGAAAAUCGUUCUGUAAUAUGCAGGGUAGAUGAUAUUACAGAUGGAGCUUGGCCUAAUGGAUUGACUUUAGAUUAUGUUGCUAAACGUGUUUAUUGGAUAGAUGCAAGAUCUGAUUCCAUCCAUACCAUCACAUAUGAAGGAAAAGAUCACAGAGAAGUUCUCCGCAGUCACGAAAGUCUUUCACACCCUUUCAGUAUUGCAUUAUUCGGUAAUUUUGUGUACUGGACAGAUUGGAGAACAAACUCUGUUUUGAGGGCAAAUAAAUGGAAUGGAACUGAUGUAAGAGUAGUUCAGCGAGCUAUCACACAACCAUUUGAUAUUAUAGUUUAUCAUCCUUCCAGACAACCAGCAGGUAACUUUACAAAUCCAUGCAAGGAUAACAAUGGUGGUUGCUCACAUCUCUGUCUUCUCAGUUUUAACAAUGCUCGAAGUUGUGAUUGCCCUCAUCUUAUGAGUCUUGCAGCAGACAAGAAAACUUGUUACAAAAAUGAAAAAGUUUUGCUUUUUACUCGUCAGAAUGAAAUUAGAGGAGUUGAACUCACUAUGCCUUAUUACAAUAUGAUACCACCAAUUAGUUUACCUAAAGUUAUGAAAGUUUAUCAAAUAGACUUUGUUGCCUCUAGGCAUCAAAUAUUUUGGUCUGAUUUGGAUUUAAAUGAAGUGAAACGUGCAAAUUUGUCUGGUUCAGUUGUUGAAACUUUAAUUGAUACAGUAUUAGAAAAUCCUGAUGGUUUUGCCGUUGACUGGGCUUCCGGAAAUCUUUUUGUUUCAUCUUCUGCGCUUGAGACCGGGGGAAGAAUUAUUGCUACUAAUUUAGAUGGAGAAUAUGUUGUCAAUAUUAUUAAUGAAGAUCUACAUAAUCCACGCUCACUUGCUGUUGAUCCUUUUGAAGGAUGGCUAUAUUGGUCUGAUCAUGGAAAUGCUGAUGUAAAUCCUGCUAUCGAGAGAGCUAAAAUGGAUGGCACUUUUCGUGAAGUUAUUCUCUCUGGUUCUUAUGAUAGUAAACUGAAUACAGCAACAAGUUUAUUUUUGGAUUUUGAUGUAUCUGGACAUUGUUUAUAUUUUGUGGAUAGUACAAAUAAUGUCAUCAAAAGAAUCUUUCUUAACAAUAUGAAAGUAGAGACAGUGCCAAUAAAAGUAGAAUUUAUUCAGAAACCAUCAGCUCUUACUAUUUACUAUAACACUUUACUUUAUGCCACGUUUGGAGAUAGUGCCAUUCAUUCUGUUGAUAAGUUGUCUGGAGAAAACCAUACUGUUUUGAGAGAAAAUACUGAUGGUGUCUACGGUCUUAGAGUUUACGAUGAACAGCUACAAAACAGAACCAACAUUUGUUCCUUGAAUAAUGGAAAUUGCUCUCACAUAUGUUUGCCUAUUUCAUCGAUAGAGCGGGUAUGCAAAUGCACACUAGGUUAUCAUGAAGAUCCCACCAAUGAAACUAACUGCAUUGGGACUAAUGAAUUCAUUUUAUAUUCCUCCAACUGGGGGAUUCAUGGUAUUGGUCUAAAGAAAACCGCUGAAGAAAAUCCUGUACUUGCUCCAGUGUCUCGUAUAUCCAUGGCUUCCUCUUUAGAUUUUUAUGAACCGGAAGAUUACAUUUAUUGGACGGACAGUGACGCUGGUAUGAUUACUAGAGUAAAACGUGACAUGACUCAUCGGGAGGUGGUUAUAAAGGGUCUAGACUCCAUUGAGGGAUUUAGUAUUGACUGGAAUGCAGGUAAUAUGUACUGGAUUGAUGCUUCUUUGGGUGCAAUUGAAGUGGCACAUUUGAAUGGAAGCAACAGAUAUGUUGUAGUUUCUGGUAAAAUGUCAAAACCAAAGAAUUUAGUCGUUCAUCCCUCUAAAGGGCUAAUGUUCUGGUGUGAUUGGGAAAUUCCUCCUAAAAUUGAAAUGGCAGCAUUGGAUGGUAGUAAUAGGAGAGAUCUAAUAAAUUCCUCUCUCCAGUUAGUCCAAGAUCUUGCCAUUGAUUUUGAAGAUGAUAAACUGUACUGGACAGAUAUGCGUACCCGUACUAUUGAAAGAAUCAACCUAGAUGGCAGUCAGAGAGAGGUUGUAGUUGGGCAAGAUGUUAUUGAAAAACCUGUCUCUGUCGCAAUUUAUGGGGGCCAUGUCUAUUGGACUGAGAUUCAAAAAUCUGGUGGUGCCAUUUUUAAAGUUGAUAAAAAUGGAGAAAAUAGAGAUCUUAUAAAGCACCAGCUAGAAGAUUCCUUGAAAGAUUUAGUGGUUUACCAUCCACAGAAGUUGUCGGAAAGCAAUCCUUGUACUAGAAAAUGUGAAAAAGGUAUUUGUGAAAGUUCUGGCCAAUGUGAAUCCAACUUAUGCUUAUAUCAAGGAAAUGAUUCUUACACAUGUGCUUGUUCUCACGGCCAAUUAGCUGAAGAUGGACAUUCAUGCAAACCAUAUGAGGCAUUCAUAAUGUUUUCAAGAGUACUUAAAAUCGACAGCAUCCACAUGUUUGAUGAGAAAAAUCCCAAUGCACCUUUCCCCAGCAUUAGUAACAAAAUUCACAUGAGGAACGUGAUUGGUUUAUCCUUCGACUAUUUCGGCCAACGUCUUUUUUAUUCAGAUAUACAGCGGGGCACCAUAAACAGUGUACUUUUCAAUGGUACAAAGCCAACAGUUCUUGUUGAAAAGCAAGGAUCUGUAGAGGGUCUGGCAUAUGAUCCUGUGCAUCAAGACUUGUAUUGGACAAGCCAUAGUGACAGUUCACUCAGUAGAAUCAAUUUGGCAUCCGCAAAUGCUUCUCCUGAAGUUAUCAUACAGCUUGGAGUUGAAGAUAAACCUAGAGGCAUCGAUGUUGAUAGUUGUGCUUCGCGGAUAUACUGGACAAAUUGGAAUACCAUGAAUCCAAGUAUUCAACGUGCAUAUCUGAGUGGGUUUGAUCUUCAUUCCAUUAUUGAAACAAACAUUCACAUGCCCAAUGCAUUAGCUUUAGAUCACAAGUCUCAAAAGUUGUAUUGGUCUGAUGCAAGGCUUGAUAAAAUUGAACGUUGCAAUUUAGAUGGAACUGAGAGAUAUGUUUUGCUAAGUGAUCAUCCUCAACAUCCAUUUGAUUUAGCUGUUUAUGACAAUUACAUUUUCUGGACGGAUUGGGUUGCUCAUGCUGUUAUGAGAGCUGACAAAAUUACUGGAGGAAAUGUUGUCACGCUUCGUAAAAACAUAGCACGACCCAUGGGGAUAGUUGCUGUUGCCAAUGAUACAGAUUGUACUUUAAAUCCUUGUCACAUAUUAAAUGGAGGAUGCCAAGAUCAAUGCAAUGUUGCUGUGGAUGGACGUGUGAUAUGCUCUUGCACAUCAGGAAAAACGCUUCUUCCAGAUGGCACUAGAUGUGCAGAAAGAGAAGCUAACUGUACAAAAGAAGAGUUUCAGUGUGGAAAUGGAAUGUGUAUACCAUUUGAGCUUACUUGUGAUGGAGUUUCAGCAUGUUUCAAUGGUACAGAUGAAGAUGAAUUAUACUGCAAAACCAGAUCAUGCCCAUCGGAAUUUUUCCAUUGUGCUAAUAACCGCUGUAUUCCAAAGUCGAGAGUUUGUGAUGGUCAAAACAGUUGUGGUGAUUAUAGUGACGAAAACCAGUGUAGCUGCGGGGAAGAAAAAUUCAGGUGCACUUUUGGUGGACCCUGCAUUAGCCAAUCAUAUCGGUGUGACAACGAUCCAGAUUGUCCUGAUGCAAGUGACGAAAUGGAUUGUCCACAACCAGACUGCUCGCUUCAUCCUUUGUUCUGGGAUCCCUUACAAAAACUCAUCAAUUGUCAAUUUACUACAGCCUGCAUUCAUCCUGCUUGGGUCUGUGAUGGUCAAAAUGACUGCUGGGACAUGUCUGAUGAAAAAGACUGUGAAGCAAUUUCAGAAACAUCCUGUCCAGCCAAUUCUUUCCAUUGUGAAGGAAGUGAAUUAUGUAUUCCAGAAACUUGGAAGUGUGAUAGAGAUGAUGACUGCAAUGAUGGAUUAAAUGGAACUGUUAGCUCAGAUGAAAGGGAUUGUAAAUAUGGUUGCCAUUCAGAUCAAUUUCAAUGUAACAAUCAAGACUGCAUUCCAGCUGUGUGGAGAUGCGAUGGUCACCCUGAUUGUCUCGACAAGUCCGAUGAAACAGAUCAGUGCAGCACCAGGCAGUGUGAGAGUCAUGAAUUCCGUUGCAACAACACGGGUCAGUGUAUUCCUCUCAACUGGCUAUGUGAUGGCGAAAAUGAUUGUGGUGAUGAAGAAGCAUCUGAUGAGCAUCCAGAAAGAGGAUGUGUUGAAAACGCCUGCAAAUCAAAUGAGUUUCAGUGCCUGAAUUUUGUUUGCAUUGGGAGAAACUUUUAUUGUGAUGGUGACAAUGACUGUGGUGAUAACUCUGAUGAACCAUCUUUAUGUCCUCAUCGACAUUGCAAGGAGGAUGAAUUUGAAUGUUCUAACAAACGCUGUAUCUUAAAAACCUUAAAGUGCAAUAAACAUGAUGAUUGUGGUGAUGAAAGUGAUGAAAAUCCAGAAACUUGUGGCCAGCCUUCAAACAUAACAUCCUGUAGUGAAUCUGAGUUCAAAUGCCAGAAUGAAAAAUGUGUUGCCAUGUCGGUGUUAUGCGAUGGGCAAAAUGAUUGCGGGGAUUAUUCAGAUGAAAAUAAGUGUAAUAUUAAUGAAUGUGAAUCAGAAUUUACAUGUGCCCAUAAGUGUGUUGAUCUUCCUAUUGGAUAUAAAUGUACUUGCCGUGAUGGUUAUCGCCCUAUUAGUGAUGGACAAAUAUGUGAAGAUAUUGAUGAAUGCAAAGAGGAGCAUCCAUGCAGCCAACAUUGCCGUAAUACCCAAGGAUCAUACAAGUGUAUCUGUGAAACAGGCUACCUCUCACUAGACGGUGGUGUAACAUGUAAAGCUAACACCUCUGUGAAACCAAUGCUUAUAUUUUCCAAUCGUUAUUAUAUUCGACAAAUUGAUCUUCAUGGCUUUGACACAGAGCUUUUGGCUCGUAAUUUAACCAAUUCUGUUGCCCUUGAUUUUGAUUGGAUGGAAAAUUGUCUCUACUGGUCAGAUGUUACCGCACUUGGAAGUAGCAUCAAAAGAAUGUGUUUGAGCACUCCUGGGCAUCAGUUGCUGCAUGCUGGAUCAGUGCAAAGUCCUGAUGGUUUAGCUGUCGAUUGGAUAGGGCGUAAUCUUUACUGGUGUGACAAAGGAAAAGAUACUAUUGAAGUGUCAACACUGGAUGGAAGAUUUCGAAAAGUUCUCAUUAGGAAAGGAUUGCAAGAGCCUAGAGCCAUUGUCUUAGAUCCUUAUCAAGGGCAUAUGUACUGGACUGAUUGGGGUGAUAAACCAUACAUUGGAAAAGCUGGCAUGGAUGGUACCCAAUUUAUUAAACUUAUAAAUGAGUCUCUCGGCUGGCCUAACGCUCUUACCAUAGACUAUGUUACACGAGAAAUAUUUUGGGCUGACGCUAAGGAGGAUUACAUUGCUGUAGCUGAUUUGGAUGGCAAGAAUAGACGAACUGUCAUUAAGAAAGGUCAAUUUGAUGCUAUCCACCACAUAUUUGCUUUAACUGUGUUUGAAGAUCAAUUAUAUUGGACAGAUUGGGUCACAAAAAGUAUUGAACGCUGCCAUAAAUACCAUUGUUUAAAUUAUUCUACUAUAGCGACAACUACACAUCGACCAAUGGAUAUUCAAGUUUUUCAUCCAUUUAGACAAACACCUUUAAAAACUACCAACCCAUGCACAACUGCUGGCUGCACUACUCUCUGCCUCUUGAAACCUGGGGGAGAUGCUUUGUGUGCUUGUCCUGAAAAUUAUGUCUUAGAAGAUGACAGUGUUUCAUGCAGAAAUAAUUGCACCAGUUCCCAAUUUGUUUGUGCUGCCACCUAUAAAUGCAUUCCUAGCUGGUGGUAUUGUGACACUCAAGAUGACUGUGGUGAUAAAUCAGAUGAACCAGAAGACUGUCCACCUUUCCACUGUAGCCCUGGACAGUUCCAGUGUAAAAAUCACAACUGCAUUCAACCCAAUCAAAUAUGCGAUCGAGUGAGUCAGUGUAGAGAUAACUCUGAUGAAACUGACUGUGAUAAACAUACUUGUCUCUUAAGUCAAUUCAAAUGUCCAAGAAAUGGAACAACACAGGCUUACUGUAUUGGUUUAGCUAGUCAUUGUGAUGGUACAAAAGACUGCUUAGGUGGUGAAGAUGAAAUGAAUUGCACUCCUCGCACAUGUUUGCCUAAUCAAUUUUUAUGUGACAAUACUAAAUGCAUUCCUGCAGUUUGGGAAUGUGAUGGAGAUGAUGACUGUGGAGAUAAUUCCGAUGAACCAGAUACUUGUGCUGGAAGAGAAUGCCCAGCCAAUUACUUCCGUUGUAAUUCUGGAAGAUGUAUUCCUUUCUCUUGGAAAUGUGAUGGAGACAGUGACUGCAAUGAUAAAGAAGAUGAGCCAGAUUCUUGUGAUGAUACUACCACCUGCCAUCCCUCUUACUUUAAGUGUCAAAACAACAGAUGCAUUCCUAAUCGGUGGAAGUGUGAUUAUGAUGAUGAUUGUGGGGAUUUGUCUGAUGAAACUAAUUGUGUGUUAAGAAAUUGUUCUGAGAGUGAAUUUCGAUGCAACAAUGGAAAAUGCAUCAGUUCAUCUUGGCGUUGUAAUGGAGAGUCAAAUUGUGAUGAUGGCAGUGAUGAAGUCAAUUGCACUAUCACUUGCAAGUCUAAUGAGUUCCUGUGCAAAGGUAACAACUUCUGUAUUCUUAGAGAUUGGCACUGUGAUGGAGAUACUGAUUGUGCUGAUGGAUCUGAUGAAGAAGGAUGUGGCAUUCCAUGUCAGAACGGGCAGUUCACUUGUCGUAAUGGUGAAUGUAUAUCAACUCUUUGGCAGUGUGAUGGAGAAAAUGACUGUGAUGAUAAUUCAGAUGAAGAUCUAGCACUCUGCAAAACUCUAGCUUGUCCUCCUGGACGUUUUAGAUGUGAGAAUAGUGUAUGCAUACCAAGAUCUAGUCUCUGUGAUGGGAAAAAUGAUUGUGGAGAUAAUUCUGAUGAGCUACGCACUGUUUGUCAAAGAGAACACUUAUGUGCACCCCAUCAGUUCCAGUGUACAAGUGGUCAUUGCAUUAAUUCUACAUUCCGCUGUGAUCAUUUUGAAGAUUGUGAUGAUAAUUCUGAUGAAAUUGAUUGUGAUUAUGGCCCUUGCAGCUUUGGAGCCUGUUCUCAGUUGUGUGUUGCUAAAAAGAAGGACCACUAUUCAUGCAGUUGUGUUCCUGGAUAUCAUCCUGUUGCUGGUGAAAAGGGUUCUUGUCAUGCUGAAGGAAAGGAGGCUGUUAUUUUCUUGGCAAGUGAAAAUGAAUUGAGACAAAUCAAUCCUUACAAGCCCAUGGCACAAAAUUUGAAUGAUGUUUUGAACACAGAAGUAAAUAAAAACAGAAUAGAUUCCAUCGAUAUAUUGUACAAAGACUCUGAAGUCAUACUGUUUUGGGUGGAUAUCCACCAGAAAGCCAUCUACCGUUAUCGAUAUUUUUUGGAUAAUAGUAAUCUCACUCGAGUAAAAAGAGAUGAUGAUGAAAAUCCUGUCAUGGUUAUAUUUGAUUUAACAGAACCUCGCAGUAUAGCUGUAGAUUGGGUGAAUAAUCACAUAUAUUGGGUGGAUUCCGGUGUUGACACCAUUUCCCUUGCUACACUAGAUGGCACUUUAAGGCAGACCAUCAUAUCAUCUGAUUUAGAUCAACCAAAUGACAUCGCAGUGGACCCUGAGGAUGGGUAUAUCUUCUGGACGGAUUGUGGAGCAUUUCCAAAAAUAGAAAGAGCUCAGCUAGAUGGAAGUGACCGAAGAGUAUUGGUUAACAAAAAUAUUGUCUGGCCUACUGGAAUAGCGGUUGAUCAUCCGGCCGGCAGGCUGUAUUGGGCAGAUCCAAAAGCGUCUAGAGUUGAAUCUGUAAACAUUGAUGGAAGACACAGACAUCUUGUAAAAGCCUUCAAUUCAGCAGAUGAAAAGCCAUACAAAAUUGAUGUUUUUGAAGAUUACAUUUACAUGACAACUACACCAAGUAAUGCUGUGAUACGUAUGGAUAAGUUUGGGCACGGAAAUGUUACAUUCUUAGUGAGAAGUCUAAACAAAGCUAAUGACAUUGUUCUAGUCCAAGAAAAGAGGCAGAUUAAUCAUAGUACACCAUGCCUUUCCAACAUAAAUAUGUGUGGAUCAGAUGCUUUAUGUGUGGCCAAAAAUGAAACUUAUGCCAUAUGCCUGUGUUCAGAGUUGAUAGAUCAAUCUGUUAAUUCCGAUCACCCAGAUUGUAUUGUGCCUAUACCUAAACCACCUUCCCCAUCUGGGCACCUUUGUCAACUAAAUUGUUUUAAUGGUGGAAGCUGUGCUUUAGAUGAAAGUCAUGACCCAUAUUGCAACUGUGCACCUGAAUAUGAAGGUUCCCAGUGUGAGGUGUAUAGGUGUGCUAAUUUUUGUAAAAAUAAAGGAAUAUGCUAUGCAGAUAUAUCUAGAAACAGUGCACAUUAUCAAAAGCCCACUCUCAAGUGCAAUUGCACUGUUCUCUGGACCGGAGAUCGAUGUGAAAAACCAACUCGAAGAUGUGAUGAUUACUGUUAUAAUGGAGGUACUUGCUAUUAUGAAAAAGGAGAGAGAUAUUGUACUUGUCCUACAGAUUUCUAUGGAUCCAGAUGUGAAAAAUGCAGUUCCAUAAGAUGUAAGAAUGAUGGUAUCUGCAGAUUGGAAACUAAUGGUGAACGUUCAUGUGCAUGCAUGGCCGGAUUCCAUGGAUCUUCUUGUGAGUUUUCCAAGUGCAACAACUAUUGUCAAAAUGGAAAUUGUACUCUAGUCAAUGGUAAUCCUGUUUGCCAGUGUCUUCCUGGCUUUUCUGGGAAACAAUGUGAACAAGAUAUGUGCGAACUUCUUUGUUUGAAUGGCGGUACAUGUAAGCGUGGUCCCAAGAAACCUUUCUGCCAGUGUGCAAAAGGCUAUCGUGGUAGACGGUGUGAACUAGAUCACUGUGGUUGCCUGCAUGGCUCUACUUGUGUAACUAGAAAAGCUGAAAAUGGCCUCGAUUAUUCUUGUCUUUGCCAGCCACAAUAUUCAGGCACUCAUUGUGAAAUUUAUACCCCAAGUUCUUGCAAAGAUAUUCAGUGCAAAAAUGGUGGUACAUGCAUCAUGAACAAAGGAGUACCAACAUGCAGUUGUACACCACAAUGGGCAGGUCUUAAUUGUGAUAUGCAGUCGGAUAACUGGGACAAGUGCGUUGGCUAUUGUCUGCAUGGAGGUAUAUGCACAGCGCCAAAGAAACCAAACGAGUCACCACUUUGCACAUGCUCCCAAGAUUGGGCAGGAAAUCGAUGCCAACUUAGCACAUCAUGCAACAAUUAUUGCUUUAAUUCAGCUACAUGUGUUCGAGCUUUGAAUGGGGCUGAACAACCUACUUGCUUGUGCACAGAUGGCUUUGCUGGUCCACGUUGUGAAACAUAUCGGCCAAUGGGAUUGCCAAAACCCAAUGAGAGCUCUGGUUUUUCAGGAGAAACAAUAGCUGCCAUUGGUAUACCUGUUUGCACUGUACUACUGCUCAUUAUUCUCAUUGCAUUUGGAGUUGUUGUGUAUUGCAGACGAAAAAGGGGACAACCUUUUAUGCAUGUACGUAUGCAAGAUUCUGCAAAUGUUGAAAUAAAUAAUCCUAUUUAUAUGAAAGAAGACUUUGACUAUGAAGCUUCUGAAGGACUAAACUCUUCUUUGUCUCAAGAAGUUGAUGAGGCAACAAAUUUUACAAACCCAGUUUAUGAUUCUUUGUAUCCUGCUGGUUCGAACGGUAGCGAAGAGAAAAAGGGUUUAUUACAAGGAGAUGCCAUGAAUGUUGAAUUCCGAGAUGGAACCUCCAGAUCUGUUCCCAGUAAAGACCAUCCAUUAGCAUAAAGAAGACACUAAAUUAAAAUAUCUCUUCCAUCCAGUUGCAGAAAAGAAAAGUCAGCAUUUCUUUUUUUCUAUAGAAAUUCGACUUAAAUUUCCCCAGAAUCGAACUAUGUACCUGUUUGUUAAGAGUUUAUUUAUAGAAUAUUAUCGAAUGUUGUUUUUUUAUUUCCAGUUGCCAAAUAUGACAUUGCAAACUUGAUUUGCAAUAGAAAUGUGACCUCAAAAUAACAAGUCAACUUGAAAAAUCUAUUGAUGUUUCUCGAACUGCCUAAAAAAUUAUCUUAAAAAACUUUUUUUUAUGUUGAUGUUUUAUUGUUAGAUUCUGUGUAUAGAACUUGUAUCUAUACUAUAGUUUAAAAAGAAUCUUACAUAGAUGUAAAUAUUUUAAUGCAUGUUUUUUUAAUCAUAUACAAUUUCUUUUUCCUAAACUUUUAUAUUUUUCAUUGUUGAAAUUUUACAUAAACAAGACGUGUUGAUAUUUUUAAAUUGAUAAAUUUUCUUUUCAUUUCUACUUUAUAAACGAGCUGUUUAAAGGGUUGUAUCACUGAAAGCUUGAAUGUUCUUACAAGCCUAAGCAUUCAAAGGUUUAUUGGAUCUCAUGAUUUUUAGAUCUCUUUUAAUUUUUUUUUGAAUAAAUUUUUAUUUUUUGAACAUCAUAAUUUAAGUUGAAUCUUCCAUUAUCACUAAAAAUAUUUUAACUUAAUUUUUUGCAUUCAGCUAUUUUUAUUCAAUUUUCAGCAAAUAAAUAUUAUGCAUCAUUUUUAACAAAAUAUCAAAACAGAUAUUGCCAUUUGACAUUGCUCUAAAUAAGACGGUAUUUUUUUAAAAGGAAUAUUUAUGUUAUCGAACCUGGCAGUUCGGCAAACAUUAGUUAUCAUUGCCUUAUUUUUGUAUAUUUUAUUUUACAAGCUCUAUGUUUAAAUAAUUGUAUAUUUAAGCUUUGUUUGUGUUACUGUAGCAUUCGAUCAAAUUCUGUGUUGUUUCUUCAUUUUCUUAUCCUUUUAUUCUAAGUUUUUAUGUGAAUAUUUUAAGUGGACAGAAAUGUUUGCCUAAAUUAGGAAAUAUUUCUGUUGCCAAAUAUUGGUUUUGUUGUUGUGUAGAUACAUGGUUGUGAUUUAGCCAAAUUUUUGUUAAAAAGAGUGGUGCAAUCUUCCUUUUUUAAUAAUAAUAAAUCUAUAUAAUUGUAUUUUUCUGUAUUGUAUAUUUAUAAAUGAGCAAGUUCGGAUGCAACAUAAAUUAUAUACUCUUGCUCGAGUGAACAUAUUUUAAAUCUAAGAAAAAUUUCAUUCAAUUCCAAAUCAUUUGCUUGAUAAUUAAAGAAAAAAGAAGUCUAUUUGUUUCAUGAAAUCAUAAUCUUUUAAGUUUUUUCCUGUAGUUAUAACAUUGUGUUUUCAAGGUUGUACUGUGAAUUUAAAUUUAUUUACUUCACAGGUUUAGCUAAGAUAAUGUACUAAUAAGAAAUCAUAUGAUUUAUUGAAUACUAAGAUUAUUGUUUUUAUGCAAUUAAUGAUAAUGAAUAUACAAAUUCGAUUUUAUUAUAAUAAUUAUUUUAAAUGUCAAGCGAAUUCUUGUACAAAAUUAGUUUAAAUGUUAAGCAAAUUCUUGUGCAAAAUAAUUUGAAAUUUAUAAUGUAAUCAAUGAUUUUUUUUUAAAUCUUUCAAAUUUAGCACUCUGAAAAACUAAUAACGUAAAACUUGUGUAAACUAUUUGUAAGGCAGCUUGAAAUGAUUAAGUUAUGCUUUCGUUUCUAAUGUUGAACUGAUUUGUAUGUUUCAAAAGAAAUAGAUUUGUUAAAAUUUCGAGAAGUUUUAGAAAAAAAAUCACUUCAAAAUCCUAAGGGUUAAUUAUAUGCAUAUUUUAUAUCAAGUUAACUUGGCAGUGUUAUAGUAGCAAGCUAUAUAUAAUGUUGUGCAAUAGAACUAUAGUUAUUUGAAUUUCAGUAAUUUCUAUUGAAAACAAUUAUUAAAAAUGUUAACAUUGGAUAGAAUUUUAAAUUAUUGCAUUUUUAUAUUGGUUGCUUACAACAUUAGACCAGAAUAUAAUUUGGAUAUAAAAUUAUUUAAUUCUAGUUUUUUUCUCUGCUUGCUUUCAGGCAAAACUAUUUCUAUAAUUUAUUACGAAUCUUAUUUUUUAUUUUUGUAUACAGAUAUUGUUAAAAAUAUUAAGUAGAAAGUAUCUUUUAUUAGUAGUAUCUUUCAUCUCCAAAAGUAAUGAAAAUAUUUUUUUCCUGUACAAAGGAUGGCAAUUAAUGCAACUAAAAAUGUCAUUUAAUAUAGCAAUUGAGAACUAUAUAUUUUGACAGUUCACCUAUGAGCUAUUACGAGGUCUGGCUAUUAUGCAUUAUCAAGUUAAAAUGGCAUUAAAUAUGUGUGCUGAGUUUGUUUUUAUUACAAUUGUAAUAAAAAUAAUAUAAGCUCUUUCCCUUUUAGUUAUUUUCUAUGUUAAAAAAUAAUUUAGAAACAAAAACGUUAAUUGCUUACUACUACAAAUGAUCAGUUAGAAAUUAAUUUAAAUUAUCUUGUUAUUGUAAUUAAACUGUAUUUUUAAAUCCCACUAUUUUUCUUCAUGCCUAAAAUGUUUUUGAAUUGGUUUUAAUUUGAAAGGAUUUCAUUUACUUGCAUGUUUAAAUCAAUUAAGUCAACAAUAAAAGAAAGAGCAUUUAGUGUUUAAAUCCACUUGUAUUCAUGUAGAUAAAAUUAUUGUAUUUGAUAGAAAUAUUUCAUUUUAACUCUCUAUUAUGCAAAUAUAUGUUGAUUGUUUGUGCGUCUAUUUUCAGUAAAAAAAAAAUUUAGACAAAAAGACCUUUAGCACAUAAUAAAAUUUUUUUGUGAGAUUAAAAUAAAACCUGUAGUUCUUUCCAAUGUCUGAGCUUAGCCAUCUACCUGAGUGAGUGGCGAAUUUCUGUUUUCCAUAACAUUUAGAAUGUUCCAAUAAUUUAAAGUAUGAAAUAUUGGACUAACUAGCCAAAUAACUUUUUCUCGACUCUUUCCAAGUGCCAAAUUAUAUUUAAAUAAAUACUUUUUGAUUCAUUUUAAUACAUAUAUAUGGUUGUUAUUAAUGUUGUCCUGUUUUUUGUGUAUGUUUUAGCUUUUUAUUAAUUAAUUAGAAUUUUUUGUGUGCUAAUUUCAGACAUUAAAGUGAAUCUCAUAUUUAGCCCUAUACUGUAUAUUAAGGGAAUUUAUGACAGUUAUGUUUCUAUUAGUUGUUUUAAGGAAGUGGCAAUAUUAGAACUGUUUAAAAAUUCGAUUCAAGAACAGUUAAUUUUUAUUAAAAUUUAUUUUUCUGAAACCAUUCUUUAGUUCCAAGAGGAGCAAGUUUUUGAUAAGUUAUUGAGUUUUGAAUUUUCCAUUGUUGAAAUUAUAUUAUCUUGCCUUCAUUUUUUGACAUAAAAAAGUUAUGUUAAUAUUCUUGAAUGAAUAAUGAAAAAAAUCAAUCAAAAUCUUGCAAUUUUUAUUUUUAGUCUAGAAUUUAGAUGCCUUAAUUAAACUUCAAAUGAGAAGUGAAGUCUUCAGCUCAAUUUUUUUUACUGAGUUAAAUUCUGUUCUUCAAAAAAAUCUAUGAAAGUGUGAUUCGCAAUGCAAAAUACAAAAUUUCACAAGUAAACUUUAUGCUAUUUAUUGUAAAAUUUAAAAGUAUAUUCUCUUAGCAGGUAUUUUAUAGCAUUUAAGUAUCACAUGAUAAAGUAGUUUCAUUAAAAUAAAGUUAAAACCUAGUUCCUACUAUCUUAAUUUUAAACCAAUUAGCUUAGUAAAAUUUAUUUUGUAGUUUAAUCUUUGGUUAGCUAUUUUCUUGUGAUACUUCAACAGGAGUUCUAAUGCUCAAACCAAAUUUUAUAUUUUGUUAUUGGUCGUUAUUUGUUAAUACUAUUAUACUUAAUUUUUAUUGCCCUUUUUUAUAAUUUCCCUUUAUUAAAUAACUUUCAUUUUGCUUUUUGUCCAAAUGAAUCCUUGCCAAUUUAUAAUGGCUCACAAGUCAUUUUUAUGAAUUUUUUUUCCAAUAAUUUCUGCAUCUGGAAAUUUACUGUUCUUUUCAGUUGUGUUUGUAUAUAAAAAUAUUCUUGUUUCUUUGUUGUAUUUUUUAAAAUUACUUUGCAGCUGUUUCUAGUCUUUUGUGUUUAGAUGCUUGCAAAUAAUGAGGAAUGAUUGUCAUAUACACUGCAUUUUAGGUACAUUUUUUUUAAAAUAAUUUUUGUGUUGUAUUAUAUGUUGAUUAUAUUAAAGUACAAUUAAUGAAGGAAUCUACACCUAACAUUGUUGAUUUCUACUUAAACAAUCUUACAUUACAGGUUGAGUUUUCUCUUUAAAUAUUUGUCAACAAGUUUCUAAAUGGCACUGAUAUAUAUUAAAAUUUGAAAUGAAUAAUAUUGAUGAAAUAUUAAGAACAUUCUUCCAUUAUUGUAAAUGUAUAAAAUGUGUCAUUUAACAUGAUCCACAAAUGCUUUUUAUACCGUUUGUGAAAACAAAAUUCUGUAAAUUAGAUUACAUUGUCAAUAUGCAUUCUAUAUCAGCUGUAGUAUUCGCAGUUAUGUAUAUAUAAAAUAAUUAAUAAAAUAAAUGAAUUUAUGUUA